Batrachochytrium dendrobatidis JAM81 is the source of this 1592-nucleotide messenger RNA. RefSeq lists its product as uncharacterized. Gene Ontology annotation, molecular function: hydrolase activity. Gene Ontology annotation, cellular component: Golgi apparatus. NCBI's taxonomy places the organism in Eukaryota, Fungi, Chytridiomycota, Chytridiomycetes, Rhizophydiales. The record is from RefSeq and is a predicted model, not a curated record. Gene Ontology annotation, biological process: protein N-linked glycosylation. The transcript has 2 exons. The coding region runs from base 1 to 1575 and encodes 524 amino acids.
AUGGCCAGUAAACGACAGUCACCUACUAGUCGAAAUACCAAUGCUCUAUACCAGGCCACCAGGCCUGGAGGAAGCAGCAUUGGACAUGCAUCACCAUCCUCUGGUCAUAGUAAAAGCAUAACAGUACUUGGGCUAUUAGCAGAUUUGGCCAGUCUAAAGGGACUCUUGUAUGUGGUAGCUGCUAUUGGACUACUGACUCUGACACUUCAACGUCCUGGAUCGCAGCUGGUCAAUAUAUCCUUGAGCACAAGCAAGUAUCAAUCAUUUGCACAUACAUCAUCACAGCAGUGUCAGCAUCCCUUACACUCUGACAGACCCUCUAUUCAGUAUGCACUGAUUAUUGAUGCUGGAUCGACUGGAUCUCGUAUUCAUGUGUAUCGCUUCAACUACUGCAAAGGGUCACAACCCACACUUGAAGACGAGGUCUUUGAGCAGGUUAAACCUGGGCUGUCCUCCUACACCGACCCUACACUAGCUGCUGCAUCUUUGGACUCUCUUUUGCAAACAGCUCUGCAAAAUGUGCCUCAGUCCUUGCAUCAAUGCACUCCAAUAACAGUCAAAGCCACUGCUGGACUGCGUAUGCUUAAAGGUGAUAUGUCCACUCGGAUUCUGGCUGCAAUUCAAACCAAGCUGGACAAGGAGUAUCCAUUUCCAGUGCUACAGAAGGACGGAGUGGUUAUCAUGGAGGGCAGUAGUGAAGGAGUGUAUGCAUGGAUCACUGUCAAUUACCUUUUAGGCUAUAUUGGUACUGCCAAACGUCAUCUUACUGCCGCCAUCUUGGAUCUAGGUGGUGGUUCAACACAGAUUGUCUUUGAACCUGAUAUGGCUGCAGAUACCAAUGAUGCGGGUCAUAAGACUUUACCAGAGGGAAGUCACAGAUACGAUCUCACGUUUGGCGGCUUCACCUAUCAUCUAUACCAGCACUCAUAUGAUGGGUAUGGACUGCGCGCCGGAAGACAGCGAAUCCUGGGUGUAUCUUCCACUACUUCCAAUAGCAAUAAUCAUCAGCCUUGUGUACGCAAAGGCAGAGAAAAGGAUAUCAUGGCAAUAGAUAAAAUCCCGGACAUUAUCGGCACGGCAGAUGGGUUUGGAUCCUGUAGUGCAUUUAUCACUACGCAUCUCUUUGACAAGUCCGAGUCUAGCUGUAAACUUACACCGCCUCUUCGAACCUGUUCCUUUGAUGGCAUCUAUAUGCCAUCACUACAAGCUACGUUCCCCCAUAACGACAUGUACGCGUUUUCGUAUUUCUACGAUAACUACGCUGAGCCAUUUAAUGCCACCUCCGAGUUUCUUGUUGGGGAUCUCAAGGCUGCUGCUGAAUUGGUAUGCAAAGGUGAUACUUUGAAACUCACAGAUGUUGGGAAACAACUGUUUCAGGAAAACCCACACUGGUGUAUGGAUCUUGGGUUUAUGCAUCAGCUACUUGGUACUGGUUAUAGUCUGCCCGAUACCAGGAAGAUGAAAACUGCUAAAAAGAUCAAGGGAAUUGAGACUGGAUGGGCACUUGGUUCUGCUAUUCAGAUUUUGGAUGGUUUAAUCACAAGUGGUGGAAAAGAUGGUGCAUGUCGCAAAUAAUGUUUACUGUUGCGAAU